AUGGCUGGAAAGGGCACCAUUAUGACCAAAGACCCUGAGAAUAUCAAGGCAAUAUUAGCCACACAGUUCAACGACUUCGCUUUGGGUACCCGUUAUGAUGCAAUGAACAUUACCUUGGGCGCAGGCAUAUUUACUUUAGACGGUGAUGGAUGGAAGCACUCUAGAGCCAUGUUGAGACCUCAAUUUGCCAGAGAGCAAGUCGGCCACGUUACCAUGUUAGAGCCACACGUGCAAGCACUCAUUUCGAGAGUCAAGGAGGCUCAUGGACAGUCACUAGACCUCCAAAAGCUCUUCUUCCAGUUGACCAUUGAUGCGGGAACAGAGUUCCUCUUUGGUGAAUCUUGUGAGUCGUUACGUGCAAACGAGAAAGCUGUGGGUGACCUAAGCUCUUUCGAAAAGCUCAAGCAAGAAUUUCCAACCUCUUUCAACUAUGCCCAAGAUAUGCUUUUCCGUCGUGCUGCAUUACAGUCACUAUACUUCAUUGCAGGAGGUAGUAAAUUUAAGAGAAGCAAUGAAGUUAUCCAUGCAUUUGCCGACUAUUAUGUGCAAAAGGCUUUGCAUACUACCGAUAAAGAAGUGGAGAAGAUCUCCGGUGAAGGAUAUGUGUUCUUGUAUGAGUUGCUUGGCCAGACCAGAGAUCCCAAAUUGUUGAGAGAUCAGUGUUUGAACAUUUUAUUGGCUGCCAGAGACACCACUGCUGGUUUGUUGUCAUUCACAUUCUAUGAGUUGGCACGUAACCCUGAGAUUUUAAACAAGUUGCGUCAAGAAAUCUAUGAAGCGUUUGGAGAUGGAGAGGACUUGUCUCUUGUCACCUUCGAAUCGCUCAAGAAAUGCGAGUAUCUCAAAUGGGUUCUCAAUGAAGCUCUUCGCAUGUACCCAUCAGUUCCUACCAACUUCCGAGUUGCACAGAAGAACACUACACUUCCACGUGGAGGUGGACCUGAUGGAAACUCCUCAAUUUUCGUUCCAAAGGGUACUUCUGUUGCCUACAGCACAUUUGCCAUGCACAGGGAGCCAGAGUUCUACGGUGAGGACUCUGAAGUAUACAGACCGGAGAGAUGGGGCGAGCCAGAGGCCAAAAAGUAUGGAUGGGCUUACGUUCCAUUCAAUGGAGGACCACGAAUCUGUUUGGGCCAACAAUUUGCAUUAACGGAGGCUUCAUAUGUUACAGUUAGACUUUUGCAGACAUUCAAGAAUCUUGUGGCAUUUGACAUGGACUAUCCACCAGCCAAACUGACGCAUUUGACAAUGUCGCUCGCCAACGGGUGCAAUCACACGAAGGGAAGGGCAUGGUACGGAGUCAUUGCAUUUUUGUUCGUUGCAUAUGUCGCACUUAAUCACCUUAAGCAAUACAUUAUCUAUAGAAGGUCUGGAGCAUCAUUGCCGCCUCGUACUGGUGAUUACAUUUUGGGAUUCAAGAAUGUUGCAGAGCUCAUAAAACAACAGCAAGCUGGAACCACUCCGGAGUAUUUUCAGUCAAAAUAUUCGACAGUUAAAGGGAAAACUUUCAGAAGUUACAUGGCUGGUACUACUGGAAUCACCACGAAAGAUCCAGAAAACAUCAAAGCACUUUUGGCUACUCAGUUCAAUGAUUUUGCUUUAGGAAGCACACGUUAUAAUGCCAUCAAAGUGACCUUAGGAGACGGUAUUUUCACCUUGGAUGGAAAUGGAUGGAAACACUCCAGAGCCAUGUUGAGACCACAGUUUGCUAGAGACCAAGUUGGCCAUGUUGCUUCAUUAGAGCCUCAUAUUCAGGCAUUAGCUAAAAGAAUCAGACGGGCUAAGGGGUCUAGUUUUGACCUCCAACCACUUUUUUUUGAGUUGACUAUUGAUACUGGAACAGAAUUUCUCUUUGGAGAGUCCUGUGAUUCUUUAAGUGCCGAUCCUAAUGCUGUGAUUGACCAUAGCUCAUUUGAGAAGAUCAGACAGAACUUCUCUGAUUCUUUUAACUACUCUCAAAACAUGCUAUUCAACCGUGUUGUUACCCAGGGGCUCUAUUUCCUCCGUGACAGCUUCAAGUUCAGAAGGAGCAAUCUGGUUGUACAUGCAUUCACAGACCAUUAUGUUCAAUUAGCUUUGAACUCAAGCGAAGAGGAUAUCGAUAAGUACUCUAAGCAUGGUUAUGUCUUUUUGUACGAAUUGGCCAAGCAAACCAGAGAUCCCAAGGUAUUGAGAGAUCAAUGCUUGAACAUUUUAUUGGCUGCCAGAGACACCACUGCUGGUUUGUUGUCAUUCACAUUCUAUGAGUUGGCACGCAACCCUGAGAUUUUGAACAAGUUGCGUCAAGAAAUCUAUGAAGCGUUUGGAGACGGUGAGGACUUGUCUCUUAUAACUUUUGAAUCGCUCAAGAAAUGUGAGUAUCUCAAGUGGGUUCUCAAUGAAGCUCUUCGCAUGUACCCAUCAGUUCCUACCAACUUCCGAGUUGCACAGAAGAACACAACUCUUCCACGUGGAGGUGGACCUGACGGAAUGUCUCCAAUAUUCAUUCCAAAAGGUGCUUCUAUUUCUUACACGGUGUACGCCACGCAUAGAGACCCAGAGUACUACGGUAAGGAUGCUGAGACUUUCAGACCAGAAAGAUGGGGCGAACCAGAAGCCAAGAAGUACGGCUGGGCAUUUGUUCCAUUUAAUGGAGGACCUAGAGUCUGUUUGGGCCAACAAUUUGCAUUGACUGAAGCAUCCUAUACAACGGUAAGACUCUUGCAAUUAUUCAAGCAUAUCGAGUCUUUCGAUUCCCAGUACCCACCGCUCAAGAUGACUCACUUGACUAUGUCUUUGUUUUAUGGAUGUAAUGUUAGCAUGACUUAA
This is a messenger RNA of Sungouiella intermedia, 2808 nucleotides long. NCBI's taxonomy places the organism in Eukaryota, Fungi, Ascomycota, Pichiomycetes, Serinales, Metschnikowiaceae. The record is from the annotation of a GenBank genome assembly.